Molecule: messenger RNA, 676 nt
Organism: Malus domestica (apple)
Lineage: Eukaryota; Viridiplantae; Streptophyta; Magnoliopsida; Rosales; Rosaceae
Product: multifunctional methyltransferase subunit TRM112 homolog A-like
Biological process (GO): peptidyl-glutamine methylation; tRNA methylation; rRNA (guanine-N7)-methylation
Molecular function (GO): protein heterodimerization activity
Source: RefSeq, a predicted model, not a curated record
CCCUAAUUGUUUUCUCCUUCCACAGUCGUAAGCGCUCACCUCUCUCUCCGACUCUCUGCACUCUCUCUCCCCUUCUCUCUCUCAAUUCCCGGCGUCCAGAAAUUGCAGACCCCACUUCGGAGAAUCACAGGUCCUCGAAACGAACUGACCGUGCAUUUUAGGCUAGAUAGUAAGAAAGAUGAGGCUGCUAACCCACAACAUGCUGUCGUCGAACAUCAAGGGCGUGACCAACGGCUUCCCUCUGCGCAUUGAAAUAGAGAAGGUGGUUGAAAAGCCGGUCGAUUUCAACCCUGAAUUCCUCAGGAACAUGUUCCCUAAGAUCGAGUGGAAGGCCCUUGUCAAUGCCGCUCGUAGUAUGGGCUAUGUUGAGCUCCCUGAGGAGGUUGAGCCUUCUACGCUUUAUUCUGAAGAUUUUCUUCACAAGUUCCACCAUGCCCUUUUGGAGCUUCAUCUCGAGGAGGGUGCGCUUAUUUGCCCUGAGACCGGUCGCCGCUUUCCGGUUAGUAAGGGAAUACCCAAUAUGCUGCUUCAUGAAGACGAAGUGUGAUUCGGGUCAUAUGGUGGAUCGUACUUGCUCUUGUUCAUCUUGUACUUAGGGUAUUUGUACUGCAGAUUUUGGCAUUAUGAAUUGGUAUGCCUUGGUUUUGUUUAGUUUUUAUGUUUUCGUUUGGUCUUA